Molecule: messenger RNA, 896 nt
Organism: Suillus paluster
Lineage: Eukaryota; Fungi; Basidiomycota; Agaricomycetes; Boletales; Suillaceae
Exons: 5
Coding region: 219-704 (161 amino acids)
Source: RefSeq, a predicted model, not a curated record
CUUCUGACCUUGGUCGUCGCAUAAUGUUUCACUGCUCGCCCAACGCGUUUUCAUAACUUCUCGUGCAUUGAUCAUAACUACCAAGUGUCUAACACUAUUUGCGAAGGCCCGCGAAAUCAGACGGAUUUGACUUCCUGUCUAUAUUGUUCCGAGGACCAAGGGUGCCUGGGGGGAGUUAGUAGGAGUAAGCGAAACGUUUCACGAUUGGCAUUACUUUCAUGCAUCAAACCUCGAGGCAUGUUCUUUGUCUGCUCUAUAUGCUAGAAUCAGAUACUGCCUUUCCCAAAGCUCCAGCGCCUUUUGUCACUUGCGCCGUCCGCGAGUCCUGCACCUUCUGCACCUUCCGCCCCUGCCAUAAUCAUGCACCUGACAUCACUAUCCCACCCCCUCUCGCUCUUCUUACAGGCUCUCGCACUCCACACGCCCUCUUGGCCUCCAUUAACGGUUCAAUAUGGCCCUGGCAGUUGCAGCGUGGUGAUGAUAUCUGGACAUCGAACCCCAGUGCUCCUUACUUGGCCAAGGAACGAUCCGUGGGCACUGGGCAAAUACAUUUAUGGCUACCAAUUACAGAUGGGCUUUUGAUGGAUUACCGCUAUGUCAAAUACAUGUGGUUCAGUUGCAACGUAUCACUGGAUACAUCCAGGGAGAUUCUCAUGCCAGAUUCGGGUGGCUUCCUUACUAGCCUGAGGAGGCCUGACCGAUGAUCGAUGAUUGGCACCUGCCCCCUCUCGCGCAGUCCCGUACAAUUUUCUCCUCUUCCAAAAUACCCACUCCAAUGAUCCUCGGAGGUCGAUGCACAAUAACAUCCUUUCCCUGUACGAAAUUACCUACGUCCUACUAGCUAUCGCUUCUCCGUGGAUGCAUAACGGAUCCUUGAGCUUAUAUCUUGAUAAACG